ACCUACCUACGAAUUAUAUUUUUAAAAACGACCAAUUAUUGCAUAAUAUGACAACGAAUACGCUAAGUUGACAUUUUCACAAAAUAAAUUGUCAACAUUUGUCUUAAGCUCCUAUACGCCUAACCUUAGGCUAGUUUCACGGUUAUACGUGCCGCGUGCGAGUGUUCGACGUAUCACACGCACAUUUUUAAGUUCGUAAGUAGUUCGUAGUUAGAUACUCGUAAAGUCGUAACUCAUCGAUAGCUAACAACUAAUAAGGUGGUCGGUGGCGUAUACACAUGAUAUAGAUCUAUGAUCGGCGGAUCUAUAAAAAAAACCAUAUUAUAUAUGAUAUAUGAUAUAUCUAUAUUUAUAUAGUUAUAUAGCCUAUAGGUAUAAUAUAUGAUGGCCAAUAAAAAUUCAAAAGCAGACGAAAAAUACCUGUUGAAAAAUGGCAGAGUCUUACUAAAAGAAAUGUUUGACGGGUUAGCUUACACCUAUCCUGCAUUUGAUGUGUAUCCAGAGAGUAGAAUAGUUGGAUUAAAAUUGAACUCAGAAAAACGGGUUUGUUUACUUGGUGGCGGCGGAUCUGGACACGAACCAUAUCCAUUUGGAUAUAUUGGUGAUGGGAUGUUAUCCGCGUCUGUUAGUGGUUAUGUGUUUACUUGUUGUUCAUCACUGAAUAUUUACCAGGCAAUCAAAUACUUAAAUAAUUACAACUGUAAUGGCGGAGUUUUACUUAUCGUGGCAAAUUAUACGGGUGACGUAUUUAAUUUUGGAUUGGCCUGUGAAAAAGCAAAAAAAAUCGACAAUAUUAAUGUGGCCGAGUUAAUAGUGAGCGAUGAUUGUUCAAGGCCUGGAGGAAAAGUAGGGAAAAGAGGCAUGUGUGGUUUAUUGUAUGUUAUAAAGAUAUUGGGUGUGUUGGCUAAACGAGGUAGUAGUAUUGAAGAUUUGUUGUCUUUGGGUAAAAAUAUCAAUGAAAAGCUAGCAUCGCUAGGAAUAAGUGCAACUUCAUGUAAUGUACCUGGUGAAGAACCAUCAUUUUUACUUCAACAAGGAGAAUUUGAAUUCGGAGUCGGAUUACACGGAGAAGCAGGGACUUCAAGAGUUAAAGCAUGUGAUGUGAAAGAUUUGAUCCGCUUAGCUGUAGACAAGAUAUGUAGCACCCUAGGUUUGAAAGAAUUCAGCGUAAUCUGUUUGAUUGUGAAUAACCUCGGAUUAGUAUCACACAUAGAGUUAGGUGCAUUGGCUAAAUACGCUAAAGAAUAUUUUGAUGAACUUAAAAUAGACAUUAGCCGUAUGUUUGUGGGAACAUUUAUUGUGUCUCUAAAUAUGUAUGGAUUUCAAUUAAGUGUUAUUGAUGUAACGGACAAUCGAGAAUGGAUUAAUUAUAUAGAUGAAGAAACAUCAGCUUUUGCUUGGCCAGGAAAUCAUAUGAGCAUCAAAACAAUUGAAAAACAGAAAUCGGAAAUGAUAAAAAUUCCAAAAAUUGACGAUAUAAAUCCUAAAUUAGGGGUAUGUAUAUCAGAAAAAGCAAGUUUAAUAUUAAAAAGUAUAUUGAAACAAAUUGGAGAAGAUCUUUUGAAAAAUGUCGAUGUCUUAAAUAAACUGGAUCAGGAAAUCGGAGAUGGCGACAAUGGUUCAACUAUUUCACGGUUUGCUUCUGAAUUGCUUACCAUUCUAAACAAACUUCCACUAAACUACCCAGCCAGUGUUUUGUAUUCUUUGGCAUUUAUCUGUGAGGAUAAAAUGGGUGGAGCCUCUGGGGCUCUUUAUAGUUUGUUGUUGACUGGAGCUGCUGGGCAUUUAGCUUCAAUGAACUAUUUAGACUGGAGUGGAGCGUUGAAGAAUGCACUAGAUACAUCUAUGAAAUAUUCAAGUGCAAGAAAAGGAGAUAAAACCAUGUUUGAUCCAAUAAUUGCGAUACAUCAAGUAUUUCAGGAACAUGGAGACUUAAAUGCUAAAGAUUAUGCAACAGUUUUAGAAAAAGCAUUACGGCAUGUACAUGAUGUUUGCAAUGAUGUAAAACAAAUGAAAGCAGAAUUUGGCAAAGCUUCUUAUGUAGAAAGUGUUACUUCUGUUGGUAAAAUGGAUGCUGGAGCUUAUGGUGUAGCUUUAUGGUUCAAUGCUAUACAUACCGCUUAUAUGGAUACAUCAAAAUAAAUAUUAUUUUUUAAUGAUAAUCAAUUAGAGUCGUUUUUGUUAUAUAUUUAAUAUGUUUUUACUAAUAUUAUAGUUUAAUGUAAAAAAAAUGAUGUUUAAGUAAAAAUUAAUUUACAAUAAAUAAUAAAAAUGCAACAAUU
Messenger RNA from Myzus persicae (green peach aphid), 2282 nucleotides. RefSeq names its product PTS-dependent dihydroxyacetone kinase 1, dihydroxyacetone-binding subunit DhaK-like. Gene Ontology annotation, biological process: glycerol catabolic process. The coding region runs from base 382 to 2142 and encodes 586 amino acids. Lineage: Eukaryota; Metazoa; Arthropoda; Insecta; Hemiptera; Aphididae. Gene Ontology annotation, molecular function: glycerone kinase activity. The transcript has 13 exons. The record is from RefSeq and is a predicted model, not a curated record. Gene Ontology annotation, cellular component: cytosol.